CUUGCAAGGGCGGCCUUGCAGUCUCCCUCGCAACGUCCGCAGUUGCGCGCUACGUGCCCCCGACAACUUGUCGAUAUGCGAUCCGCAAAGUGAAGCAAGGGUCCAGCAGCGAUAAGACAGCCACCGCAACAGGUUGUUCCGUCUCAUCCCAGCCCUGUGCCGAUUGCGGCUGGCGUCUGUCAUCCCACGCCGUAAACGCAACCACUGACAUCAUCGCUCUGAUGAACACUUCAAUAAUUGCCGGCAUAAGUGCAAGCAACUGUGCACCAGCUAAAGGCCGCUAGUGAACUGGUGUGCCGACAGAUUGACGACCACAGCGAUCGGCGCGUCUCCGAAGAACCGGCGGAAUCACCCUGCUCGCUUCCAAAGUGAGAGAAUAGUACCGAAGUGCUCCUGAGUGCUGAAAACCAAGAUGAAGUCACAUCACCUCGUCGUGUUUGUGGGAAUUCUCUGUACGACAAAUAUAAUGUGCGAGCCUCAGGCCGCACCGUACAGCGGUCAGCCUUCGCCGCUGCUGGGUGACUCGCAGCAGAGCUCAGCGAUGCGCGAGCUGUCCAAAGCGCACGCCGAGCAACUGGCCCGCGCCGAGGAGUCGAUCGCCGAGCUAGUGCGCCAGCUCAAGGCGCUGUCGCCCGACGACGCCCGCCGGGAGCCGCUGGCCGCCCAGCUGCGGCAGCAGCAGCAGGCACUCAGGAACACGCGCGACAAGUUCCGCGACCAGCUGCUCUGCGUGCUCAAACACGAAGCCGCCAACAAUGGCACCCUCGCCGAUGACAAGGAGACUCAAGACGCUGUCCUGCUACAAUGCACUGGAGCCGUUUCACUGACUGCAGGAGUCAACGCUUCUCAAACGCAAGACAACGUGACCGCGAGACGAUGACUAUCGGCAAUGUAGCACUAGUAGAAGUGAAUCGUGCUCCAAGACUGUUUUUCGACAGCACCGAGGAGCACGCAUAUUUAAAUGACAAUUAGUGACGGCAAGCGUGCGGCAGAUGAUUCCUUGCGAGGAGUGCCCAACUGUAUCAAAACAGGCCAUGGCAGAGCGGUGAAAAGAAGAAUAUCGUUGGGGCUUAAAUUCAAUAAAAAAAGCCUCCAUUUAAUAAAAA
This is a messenger RNA of Dermacentor andersoni, 1106 nucleotides long. RefSeq lists its product as uncharacterized. The record is from RefSeq and is a predicted model, not a curated record. Lineage: Eukaryota; Metazoa; Arthropoda; Arachnida; Ixodida; Ixodidae.